This is a messenger RNA of Lodderomyces orthopsilosis Co 90-125, 876 nucleotides long. RefSeq names its product Fe-binding Fe/S cluster assembly protein (gene ISA1). Gene Ontology annotation, biological process: iron-sulfur cluster assembly. NCBI's taxonomy places the organism in Eukaryota, Fungi, Ascomycota, Pichiomycetes, Serinales, Debaryomycetaceae. The record is from RefSeq and is a predicted model, not a curated record. The transcript has a single exon. Gene Ontology annotation, cellular component: mitochondrion; cytoplasm. Gene Ontology annotation, molecular function: 2 iron, 2 sulfur cluster binding. Bases 1 to 876 code for a protein of 291 amino acids.
AUGAUUACCAGAAGAUUAUCAGCUGUACAAUUGACUAGAAGGUAUUUAUCCCACGAGUUGAAAGAAAAGAACAAGAGGUUUAUUCAGACUAUACCUUCGAGUACAGGAUCCAGCUCAGAUUCGUUUUACAAUUUUCAACAUGAUCAAACUAGAGAACCUAAAAUGAUUGAUAGAAAUGCUGGUUCAAAAUGGGCAAAACACUCAUUAGGAUUCCCAUCUCAACCAAUUAGUCCGCCAAAGGAAGCAAAAGGAGAACCACAAUCAUCUAAAGCACCAGUAAGGAGGCUGAGGACGUCGAGGUUCAAAACGACAAACAACCUUUCUUCUGUACAGCCUUCAACGUUGAAGACAUCAAACUCAACCUCAUCUCCGAAAACAACACAAUCUUCAGCUGAAUCUUCGCCGUCACAGGUGAUUGAAAUAACGUCAGAUCCAGCAGUUCAAGCAGCAUCAUCCUCAAUACAAAAGACUCCUAAACCAUUGACUACAGAAACGAUACCAAAAACAAACACAGCAACCGCUCCAAAAAAGAAACGUACAUUGCGUCCUCGCAAGGCAUUGAUAACACUAUCUCCAAAUGCAGUAUCGCAUUUGCAAGCAUUGUUGGAUCAACCAGAACCGAAAUUGAUCAGAAUUGGAGUUAGAAAUAGAGGAUGUAGUGGGUUAACUUAUAAUUUGGAGUAUGUGGAUAAGCCAGGCAAAUUUGACGAAACUGUUGAACAGGAUGGUGUCAAGGUACUUAUAGAUUCGAAAGCACUCUUUUCCAUUGUUGGUUCAGAAAUGGAUUGGUUAGAUGAUAAAUUAAGUUCCAGAUUUAUUUUCAAAAACCCAAACUCAAAAGGUACUUGCGGCUGUGGUGAGUCUUUUAUGGUAUAG